GAAUAUGUUUAAUUAGGUAAAAAUAUUUGUGUUUGUUAUGUUUCAGACGUUUUGAUUUUGCCGAUUAAGAUCGAGAUGACAAACUCAAAGAGAUGCAAACAUCAUGAUCGACUGAGCGAGCUGCCCAACGCCGUAAUAUUCGAGAUAUUUUGGUUGAUGCCGAUGACAGAUGUGGUUAGGACAACAGUUCUAUCCAAGCGCUGGAGAGACCUUUGGACCAUUACUCCCUUUCUUAAUUUUGAUAAUCGAACUAUGUUGUUUGAUGAUGAUAGGCUUCGGAAAUUCGUUAAUCGGGCUUUAUUGUGCUGGGAUAGGACUAGGGUUUUGAAAUUCAAGUUUCUUUCGCAUAAGCUUGGUGAUUCAAUGGUUGGUGAUGUUGAUUUGUGGCUGAGGUUUGCCCAGAGAUAUGGAGUCGAAGAAUUAUCUUUAGUUGAAGUAGUGCAGCUCAAUAGCGCAAAUUGGGUGCCGCAAUGUCUCUACUCAUGCUCCUCUCUUAAAGCGGUAUGGCUAUUUUGUGGUAAAUUGGAGAUUUCUGGGAAUGUGCAGUGGAAUCAACUCGAGAGAUUAACUUUAACUUCUGGGGAGGUGAAUGCACAUACGAUUAACCAAAUAUUGUCGGGUAGCCCUCAGUUGAGAGUCUUUACUUUGAGAUAUAACGAUAGAGGUGGAAACUUGAGUAUCCAAUCAAAUAGUUUGAAGGAGUUGUUGAUUAGAAAGUAUCCUGUUAGAGGUUUUGAAGAUCUGGUUUCGGAGCUGAGAAUCUGUACCCCAAAUCUUGAAAAAUUAGAACUCGGAUGGGUUAAUCCAUAUACAAAGUGUUUGCUGAUGAAUGUAUCAUCUUUGUCCCAUGCGACUCUUAGGUUAUGGGGAUCAUGUGUAUUCGAGCUUAUUAAGUAUGACUUGCAUUCUGGAGAAGCCUUGAGUCAAAUUCUUCCAACCAUUCAACAUGUUGAAAACGUCAGAUUAUUGAACUGGAGCACCAAGGGGCUCGGAGCUAUGAAAAUGAAUUCAUCUUUUCCUAAUGUCAAAUCCUUAGAGCUUAGAUGUUGUUCAUAUGACUACAAACGCGUAGUAGGUGUUCUUGAGCUUUUCCCUAAGCUUGAGAGAUUAGUCCUUCAAUACCAGAAAGAAGAUGGCCACCAAGAUCACAUAGAGUCACUCAAUCUACCUGAGUCCUUUGUUUUGCAGUUGAGGACAGUGGAUGUUACUUGGGCUGAGGGCGACGACGUAUUUCCAUUGAUUGAGAUUAUACUAAAAUACGCGAGCAAGUUAGAAAAGAUUGUGUUCCGAUUAAUAGAAACCAAGUCACCUUCACCACCAUCAGAUUCUUUGUUUGUGUUCCGAUUAAUAGAAACCAAGUCACCUUCACCACCAUCAGAUUCUUUGUUUUUGUUGUCACAGAAGCUGCUGGGAAUGCGAAGAUCCUCAGCUAACUGCACAAUUGAUCUCACCAAGCUUCCUUCAAAGAUUUUGCAAUGA
Messenger RNA from Salvia miltiorrhiza (redroot sage), 1479 nucleotides. RefSeq names its product F-box/LRR-repeat protein At3g26922-like. NCBI's taxonomy places the organism in Eukaryota, Viridiplantae, Streptophyta, Magnoliopsida, Lamiales, Lamiaceae. Bases 76 to 1479 code for a protein of 467 amino acids. The record is from RefSeq and is a predicted model, not a curated record. Gene Ontology annotation, molecular function: protein binding. The transcript has 2 exons.